Molecule: messenger RNA, 2765 nt
Organism: Phragmites australis (common reed)
Lineage: Eukaryota; Viridiplantae; Streptophyta; Magnoliopsida; Poales; Poaceae
Product: probable galactinol--sucrose galactosyltransferase 1
Exons: 13
Coding region: 220-2484 (754 amino acids)
Source: RefSeq, a predicted model, not a curated record
AGAGACAACGAGGGGGCGAAGUUGCAAAAGCUCCCCGCCCCCAGCACUAUAUAACCGGGGAGGGGAGGAGAGGAGAGGGGAGUGGAGACGGACCAAAGCUCAUCGCCGUUGCGUUAAUCCUUGGCACUUCACUCCACUCCACAAAUUCCGAUUGCUCGGAGCUGUCGCUCUAGAUUUCUCGAGCCUCUGGGUUGCCGAUUCGAAGGUUGAGGGGCGGAGAUGACGGUGGGGGCAGGAAUCGCGGUCCAAGACGGGACCUUGGUGGCGCUGGGGGCCAGGGUCCUGACGGAGGUCAGCGGCAAUGUGCUCGUCACGCCGGCCGCCGGGGGAGGCCUGACGAACGGCGCCUUCCUUGGCGUCCGGUUGGCCCCCGCCGGCAGCAGCAGCGUCUUCCCCGUCGGGAAGCUCCGAGACCUGCGGUUCAUGUGCACGUUCCGGUUCAAGAUGUGGUGGAUGACGCAGAGGAUGGGCUCAUUGGGCCGUGACAUCCCCUUUGAGACACAGUUCUUGAUUGUCGAGAGCACCGAUGGAUCGCAAUUCACUGGCGAUGGUACCGAUCAAUCUGCGGUUUACACUGUCUUCCUUCCGAUAUUGGAGGGCUCAUUCCGUGCUGUCCUUCAGGGAAACGCUGAUGAUGAACUGGAGAUUUGCUUGGAGAGUGGAGAUCCAGCUGUGGAAUCCUUCGAAGGCACCCAUCUGGUUUUUGUUGGUGCCGGAUCGGAUCCGUUUGAGGUCAUCACAAAUUCAGUAAAAGCUGUUGAGAGGCACUUGCAGACAUUCUCUCAUAGGGAAAAGAAGAAGAUUCCAGACAUGCUAAACUGGUUUGGCUGGUGCACAUGGGAUGCGUUUUACACCAAUGUUACCGCGGGAGGAGUGAAGGAAGGAUUACAGAGUUUUGAAAAAGGUGGAAUUGCUCCUAAAUUUAUCAUAAUUGAUGAUGGAUGGCAAUCAGUCAGCAUGGACCCUGCUGGAACUGCGUGCUUAACUGAUAAUUCAGCCAACUUUGCAAACAGGUUGACUCAUAUUAAAGAGAACCACAAGUUUCAGAAAAAUGGGAAGGAGGGUCACAGGGAAGAUGAUCCAGCAAAAGGCCUCGCGCAUGUAGUCAAUGAAAUUAAAGGGAAACAUGAGCUGAAGUAUGUAUAUGUAUGGCAUGCCAUUACUGGAUACUGGGGUGGAGUCAGGCCAGGUGUUGAUGGAAUGGAGCACUACGAAUCGAAGAUGCAGUACCCUGUGUCAUCUCCGGGAGUUCAGAAAAACGAGCCCUGUGAUGCUUUGAACAGCAUAACGACUAAUGGCCUUGCCCUUGUGAACCCUGAGAAAGUAUUCAGUUUCUACAAUGAGCUCCAUUCUUACCUUGCAUCUGCCGGGAUCGAUGGAGUCAAAGUAGACGUGCAGAACAUCCUCGAGACACUAGGUGCUGGCCAUGGGGGAAGAGUACUGCUGGCUAGGAGGUAUCAUCAAGCCCUGGAAGCUUCCAUCGCUAGGAACUUCCCCGACAACGGCAUAAUAUCAUGCAUGAGCCACAACACAGACAACUUGUACAGUUCAAAAAGGAGUGCAGUUGUGAGAGCCUCGGAUGAUUUCUGGCCCAGAGACCCGGCUUCCCAUACUAUACACAUCGCAUCUGUCGCGUAUAACACUGUCUUUCUUGGAGAAUUCAUGCAGCCAGAUUGGGACAUGUUCCAUAGUGUUCACCCGAUGGCUGAAUACCACGCCGCAGCCCGAGCGGUCGGUGGUUGCGCCAUAUACGUUAGUGACAAGCCUGGAAACCACGACUUCAAUUUGCUGAAGAAGCUUGUGCUUCCUGACGGAUCGAUCCUGCGCGCCACACUCCCCGGGAGACCAACCAGGGACUGCCUGUUUUCUGAUCCUGCUAGGGACGGCAAAAGCAUUCUCAAGAUAUGGAAUCUGAAUGAACACUCCGGUGUUAUUGGCGCCUUCAACUGCCAAGGUGCUGGUUGGUGCCGAGUAGGGAAGAAGAAUCUCAUCCAUGAUAAGCAGCCCGGGACAGUGACUGGUGUCAUCCGGGCACAGGAUGUGGACUACCUUGCAAAGGUUGCUGACCACAACUGGAACGGCGACGUGAUUGUGUAUUCGCACAUAGGAGGGGAGGUGGUCUACCUACCAAAGAACGCUUCCUUGCCCGUGACACUGAGAUCGCGCGAGUACGAGGUGUUCACCGUCGUCCCUGUGAAACACCUGCCGAGCGGCGCCUCCUUCGCGCCGAUCGGCCUGAUCGGAAUGUUCAACUCCGGCGGCGCGGUGAGGGAGGUGAGGUACGGUGAGGACGACGCCGACGUCGAGCUCAAAGUGCGCGGCUCGGGAACCGUUGGAGCUUACUCCUCAACGAGACCGAAGAGCAUUGCUGUCGAUUCAGGGGCAGUUGAGUUCUCAUACGACGAUUCAUGCGGCCUGGUUACUUUUGAGCUCGGCCUGCCGAAACAGGAACUCUACUUGUGGACUGUUUCGGUAGAGUACUGAGAUCGAUGCAAUGACAAGUUCGGAAAGUCAAAAUCCAAAAUUAGAUAAUAUAUAUGAGUGUAUUUAUCAAAAUAAAUAAUAUAUAGUCGUAUUUAUGAAUUAGCAUCCGUAUUCGGCAUAUGGUGUACCGAAAAUUCAUUUUCAGUAUACGGUGUAUCGAAAAAGUCAUUUUCGGCACACAGCGUGCCGAAUACGGCACUGUUGCCCGUAUUCGGCACAUCGUGUGUUGAAAAUGCCUAUUUUCUGACAAAAUUAUUAUUUUUACACGUGUUGUUAUUUUA